CUGCUCUUCGCCCAUGCGCGGUGUGAGACGCGUAUGUAACAUGGCGGUGUGAGCGCGCGGCCUGGUUCUAUGUGCAUGAGAUUCCCGCGGUCAUCAUUCAAACAAUCUAAUCAGUGUGUGUGACGCGAACGGUUGGCGGGAAACGGUGUAAGUUGAGCUGUGAUGGCCAAGCGGAUUGCAGAAAAAGAGUUGACAGACAGGAACUGGGAUCAGGAGGAUGAAGGAGAAGAGGCUGGAACGUUUUCAAUUGCGAGUGAUGAUGUCAUGAAAAACCGCGCCAUCAAGAAGGCCAAGCGGCGUAACGUUGCAGAGGGAGAGAGUGGAGGGGCUUUCAAAGCGUUUAAGGGGUUUUCUCUGGCUCCAGCCACAGCGACGGCUUCAUUCUCUGGCUUCGGCAAUGGUGCUGGCUUCAAACCCAUGUCCAGCCUGACCAAUGGCAGCGUGGCAUCAGUGGCUCCGUCAUUCACAGGUUUCAACGUUCCUGCGUCUGCUAAAACUAACAGUGGUCCUUUAACAUUCAGCAGCUCCGCCCCCUCCAAGCCCACUGACAGUGACGUCACCUCCAACGGCUCCGCCCCCAGCAGUAAAGAGUACAACCGGCAGCUCACAGCGCUGAACUGCUCCGUGCGCGACUGGAUCACCAAACACGUCAACGACAACCCAUUGUGCGACCUCAACCCCAUCUUCCGGGACUACGAGCGUCACCUGGCCAGCAUCGAGAGGAAAUACGGCAGCGGGGCGGCAGACGGAGCGCCGGAGAAGCCGCUGGCGUCCUGUGCUGCAGCUCCGCAAACCUUCUCCCUUAAAAACAAGGACGACAAACCUCCUGCAGAAAAACCAGCGGCUCCUCCAGGAGUCUCUUUUAAUUUCGGCCAGAAGGUGGACAGCUCUGUGCUCGGGGCGCUGUCGUCCGGUGGAACACCGUCUUUCUCCUUCUCCUCUUCAUCUUCUUCUGCUGUGUUUGGGUCGGCUGUCAGUAGCGUCACUCCUGCGGUCAACUCCGACAGCAACAGCCAGACUGCAGAUGAGAACGGGGAGGACUCGGAGGAGCCGCCGGUGCCUGUGGUGAAGGAGAUCAAGGAGAAAGACGCUUUCUACUCCAAAAAGUGUAAGCUGUUCUACAAGAAAGACGGAGAGUUUAAGGAGAAGGGCGUCGGGACGCUGCAUCUGAAGAUGACCAGCGAGAGCAAACUCCAGCUGCUAGUGCGCGCAGACACCAACCUGGGGAACAUCCUGCUGAACAUCAUGGUGCCCUCCUCCAUGCCCUGCUCACGAACUGGCAAAAACAAUGUGAUGGUGGUGUGUGUGCCAAACCCUCCCGUGGACGACAAGAACCCCAGCGUGCCCGUCCCAAUGCUGAUCCGCGUCAAAACAGCCGAGGACGCCGACCAACUGCACCGACUCCUGCAGGAGAAGAAAGCCUAAAUCACCUUCUGUGUGUGUGUGUAUACAGUACAUAUGUGCGUGUGACUGAUUGUGGCCCACACACACACCCCCACCCCAGCAGCACACACCCCCGUCCAUCCAUCCAUCCGUCUGUCUGUCUGAUCUAGAACUGUUCUCACUCUGCAUCCCGUUAUUGGUCUGGGAAGCCGCGGCUUCAGCGAAUUACUGUGAAAGAAGAAGGGUUUGAUAGUGCAAACAGGAGUCUGGAUUCAUCAACAUUCCUCUGAGUUUUAAUUGAGCUGCUAUUAAAGGAGUCCUGCGAGGUGUAGACGGAGACCUGAGUCUGACUGGGUUUUGUUUUAUGAUUUUCAAGAUCUGUACAGCUUUUCCUGCUCGUCUAGAGGUCAGUAUUACAUCCAUUCGCCUCUCUAAUUCACCGAUUGAUUUUUGGGGAUCACCGAACUGGAGUCAAAGUAGAUUUCCGAGAGCGAACGCCGAGGUUAAGUCUGUUUUCCCUGCGUUUCUCAGUAGGGUGGUAUUUAUUUUCGGGAUGAGGGAUUGAGUGUGGCGUACACCGAGUGACCAGGUUUGAGGAUGAAUGCUGGUUUAAAGGCAAUCUUUCUGGUUGUUUUCCCCCUGUAAGUGGCCUUUUUAACGCCUUACACCAUGAGGUAUACGUGUUUUAAGUGUUGAGCAGCUGUAGAUCUACUUUACAUUCAUUUACUGGUGAAUAAAUGGAGUGAAUCUGA
Danio aesculapii is the source of this 2135-nucleotide messenger RNA. It is a transcript of the gene nup50, whose product is annotated as nucleoporin 50. The transcript has 8 exons. The coding region runs from base 163 to 1425 and encodes 420 amino acids. NCBI's taxonomy places the organism in Eukaryota, Metazoa, Chordata, Actinopteri, Cypriniformes, Danionidae. Gene Ontology annotation, cellular component: nuclear pore. The record is from RefSeq and is a predicted model, not a curated record. Gene Ontology annotation, biological process: protein import into nucleus.